This is a messenger RNA of Mycena indigotica, 5214 nucleotides long. Its product is annotated as putative ankyrin repeat protein. The transcript has 12 exons. The record is from RefSeq and is a predicted model, not a curated record. Gene Ontology annotation, molecular function: protein binding. Bases 1 to 5214 code for a protein of 1737 amino acids. Lineage: Eukaryota; Fungi; Basidiomycota; Agaricomycetes; Agaricales; Mycenaceae.
AUGGGGUCAUUGAACUCGGAGGCCAAUUCGUUCGUGAACUGUGUACUUGACACGCUCAACAACCCUACAUCUACUCUCGACUCCGUUCUGCGACCCUUCCUGGAUGAUGAAGCAGAGCUCCGCCGCCUUUUCGCGACCGACAAGGCCAAUGGGCGGCUGCAGGACCCCUUUGUUGGGCUAGUCGAUGUUUUUGCGGCGCCAGAUGCUAUUCGGACGACCAGAGCUCGUGUCAUUGUCGACGACACUGACUGGAACGCUAAACAUGUUAUGCCCUUGGCAACCGAGGCUCGUAGAAAGGACGGGUCAGCGUGCAUGGUGGCUGACCUGGAGGAGUUUCAGAAGAAUUGGAGCAUGUUCUCCGAGGGCUCACUUUUCCAGUUACUCGACUGGAGCAAUGUGGUUGCUGCUGGUGGUUCUGUUUUGGCGUGCUUGGAGCCAUUGCCCGAGUCAGCGAAGGAAACGAGGCGGUCGAUGCGCAAGCAUUACCACUCUGCUGCCUACCCAACUUCGGAUGUGGACUUGUUUCUGUGGGGUAUGACACCUGAACAGGCUGAAGCUAAGAUCCUCAAAAUAUACGAGGCUGUCCGCGAUUCUGUACCAUGGGAUGUGACUUGUGUGAGGACGAAACACACCGUCUCAAUUCAUUGCCAAUACCCCUAUCGCUCGGUCCAAAUCGUCCUCCGCCUCUAUUCCAGCCCCGCCGAAAUUCUUGCUGGUUUCGAUAUCGACGCACCUUGUGUUUUGUAUAAUGGCAGUAGGGUUUACGCCAGCCCUCGUGCUAUCAUCGCAAUGAUGCGCCAAUGCAACACUGUCGAUAUGACCCGUCGUUCACCUUCAUACGAAGUUCGACUGGCCAAAUAUGCCCGACGAGGUUUCGAAGUCUUCGUCCCCAGUCUUUCUCGGUCUGAAGUGGAUCCAACUAUCUACGAGCGCUCGAUCGCCCGAAUCACUGGAUUAGCUCGUCUGCUUGUUUUGGAAAAGCUCGCCAAUGCCGAGACACGACAUGCCUUCCUCAAUGCACGACGCACUAUACGAGGGCGUUCCGAGGCCUCGAACAAGUACUUCCGUCGCAAACGCAAGCUCAAAGGUGAUCUCAAAGGGGAAGAUACAGGUUUAGAAAUGAAUGACUAUGAUGUUUCCUCUUUGCACAUCCCCUAUGGUCCAGGCUGGAAUGCCCGGAGAAUUGACAGGCUGGUAUAUCAAACUGACCUUGCAAUGAACUCCACUUUCAAUCCGAAGAAUAAAGGUCGUCGACUUCAUCGUCAUCCGGCUUUCUUCGGGACUGCGCAGGAGUGCCUGGAUGACUGUUGCGAACAUUGUCCUGCUCCCAUUGACGAAGAUGAACGCCAACUGCAAGCUACUGAAGACCAGACACAUAUCCGGGGUCGAAUCUCCUUUAUCCAAGAAGACCCAGGCCGUCAGUCCAUCUCAGGAAGCUUCAAUCCCAUCGACGUUGGCGAAUGGGCCGCGCAGGCCUACAUUGGACCUAGCGAAAAGUUUUUCGCCGCCAUUGUUCUUGGUGAUGGUGCCACCGUGGCGAAUAUGAUUCAAGACGGUCAAGACAUCAACCGCCGUGAUCAUGUUGGCCGUAUGCCCCUUCAUGUCGCAAUAAUAGCGCGUCAAUUCGAGGUCGCGUGUGAUCUGGUGGAUGCUGGUGCGCGGAUCACUUCGCGGCUGGCGGACGGGAGGACCGCGUUGCAUCUUGCGGCACAAAUGGACUCGCUUGUUGUUUUGCAGAAGCUCUUGGAGCGGAGUGCUGCGAAUAAGGCACUGACUGGGUCCGAGAAUAACGACGAGGAAGUCAAUGAUGAAGUGGAUGCUGAGCGGCAAAGAUUGUCGUCUGAGGACGAUUGGAGUUCCGAGGAAGAUCCCGUUGUUGAGGAAGAUGGAGAUGAUGCGGAAUGGGAAAACGAACGUGAAGACGACGAGGAGGGUGAAGAAAACGAAGACGAAGAUGAAGAACCUGAAGAAGGCGAUGAAGAUGAAGAAAACCAAGAUGAAGAAUCUUGGGAAGAUGUUGACUCUGAUGAUAAGAAUUCGGAAACACAGCCUAACGCCAACUCAGGCGUUCCUGACGACGAGCUCGACAUCCCGGAUGUGUUUGAGAUAGAUGCGACGGACUGGGACAUCACUUAUUCUCCCUUGGGUUAUGCAAUUGUUUUUGCCCGUCUGCCCGUCGUGGAGGCUCUUCUCGAUGCUGGUGCCGAUGCGAGCCACGUGAUGCAAGCUAAAGGCAGCUCGGACGCCGUUGUACCCCUUGCUCUUACGCUGCUGCGUCCAGACGACGAACAGACUUGCCGUAUUGCGGAACGCUUAAUCACAGCUGGCGCGUCAUGUACCGCCACUGAGACCGAUGGCGAGGGACGCACUAUUUUCCAUCGAGCGGUCGAAAAGAACAAACCAAACCUCGUCAAUGCAUUCUUACGAAACGAUCCAAACGGGAGGAUAGCUCUGGAGUUCCCGACUGUUGGAUGGAAUGGCGCCGUCACUCCUCUGACGACUGCUGUUUCUCUACGACACCAUGCCGUUUUGGCCGUUCUGCUAGCCCAUGGCGCAAAGUUGAUGUUGACCUCGGAAGAGGCCGAGACGGCCUAUACUCGCAACAAACAGUAUGACUAUGUCAUGGACAAGAAGGACAUAUCGCCGAUUGAAGUCGCUCUCCAAAUUUACACGGCGCGGGAUGUUCUCCCACUUCUCAUUCAACUGGGGGCAAACAUCAGUAGUGGGGUCUGGCAUGCGUUGACCCACGAUAACCGGGCAGAAAACCGCCAGACAUUCCUGGACUGGUUGCGAUAUGCACAAGAGGUGGUGGACCACGAGAUUUCGGAGCUCACCCGCAAGAUUGAUCGAUAUCGUCUGCCAACGGGGGACAGCGUUACACAUCCGGGGUGGAAGGGACAUUUACAGGCAUUGCGAGAGAAGCAUCGACUCUCGAUGCAGGACCAGGAGUGGUUCAGCGAAAGGAACAGGCGAGAGGACGCGAUUCGAUGCAAGCUAUAUCUGAUCGAGAUGGAGAAGCUCUUCCUCGAUAAUGGAGCGAAAACGUGGGCUGAGGCAUAUCCUGACGUCGUUUCAAGUGCCAAAUUCGAACUUCCCACAUCGUUUUCGAAUCCCAAAUGCAAUUAUCACCGCAUGGUCAACCCCUGGAAUCAGGAACCUGUUCCCAGUCAUUUGGACGAACGUUACGACGAGUUGUUUGAGGCGUGCUUCGUUGGGGACAAUAACAAGAUUCAAGAGCUCUGUUUGCCUCAUAAUACCUUGACAAACGAUACUAAACUGCAAAUCGCUGUUGCGGUCAAUGAAGAUGAUGGGGAUAACCGCCCUUCAGAUUAUACUCCGUUUACCGCCGCCGUUGCUGGUCGCCGCUGGCAAACUGUUCGGUUGAUUGUUGCUAUUGCAUCGGCGCAGCAUAAGCCCGCAAAAGGGGAGGAGAGGUUCAGCACUUCUCACGUUCAUUUGGAUGACGACUCAGACAACGAAUCAGACACAUCCAACGAGACCGUGGAGCAGAAUACCAUCAACUUUGUUGAUGUUGCUCACCGAACUUCAACGGUGGAAUGUGAAAUGAGUCCACAAAAUCUACUCGAGUGGCGAUGGGGCCUGCUAUAUCGAGCCAUCGUCGAUGACGAUUUUGAAGCCUUUGCAAACGUUCUUCAAGUGUAUCUGCAUGGACCCACUCCGUUCAACGUCCCGCAUUUUGUGUUGACGAGUGUCAUCAGUUACGACAGGCCAGACAUGCUCGACGAACUCAUCCGCCAAACGGGUCGUGGCAUCAAUGUGGACACCCAAGUUCACAACGAAGGGGGGGCCAACGAUCAAAAUCGACUUUACCUUGGACUCAAUGUCCAUGGGAAAAAGCGAAUUGAUCUCGCCAAACAGAACGAUCCUAACGCUCACUCGGAUGCUGAGAAUGGAGAUGGCGUUAGUACACCGAUGGUCUGGACCGCCAUCUCAGAUGGUCGCACGAAGAUUAGAGAGUACCUUCAAGGAGACAAACCGUUGGCGGCGUACAAGCAUUAUGCUUCCACCCACCAUACCGAGCGUGCGAAAGCUCUCCAGCGUGUUGCGGACUUGUCCAAGGCAAUUCCAAAGUUAUUGGGCUGGAAGAUUUCGUCCCUUGGCGAGUCUCCGUUGACUGCCGCGAUCUGCAGUUGCAACCUGGUUGUCAUUGAAGACUUGUUCAGCAGACAUCCGCAACUAAUGGAGGAAUCGUUGCUGGAGGAGAUCAAAUACCUCCGCGUUAACCUGAUGUUGGUUGCGGUCCAAGUCGGCUGCCCACCAGCUGUGCUCGACUUUUUGCUUGCCAAGGCAGUCUCUUCCACGGAGAGAGAUGCACACAGAGGCUGGAACGUUUUCCAUUUCCUCUGCAACUCAAACCGACACGACCUGGCGGGGCAUCUGAUGGGCAAGCUCCCCCGCGAAUCCGUUGAGCAACUACUGUUACAGCAGUCGCGCGGACGGUUGAACACGCCUCUCCAUGUCGCUGUGAAGCACGGACACCAUGGGUGUGUCCGACUCAUCCUCGAUUUCUCGGUCGCUUCUAUUCGUCUACGCGAUGUCGAGGGCUCGUUGCCUCUGCAUUCCGCUGUGCGACUUGACGAUACAGAAAUGGUGAAGCUGCUUCUGAAGGCCGAGCCAUUGACACUGCUCACUGAGAACGGAGUGGGUGAGACUGCGGUGGAGAUGGCCAUGCACCAAGACUUGGUUUCGCGCAACGAGGAUCUUUAUGCGACACCCAGCGUUACCAAAAUCGACCGUCUUUCUUAUCCGCAUAAGUUCCCGGGGGCAUUUGUGCGGCUGGGCGACGAGCUGACGCGGUUGAAGCGGGCGAUUGGGAUGCUUGUUGAGCAAGGGACGUUGACCCUGGGGACACCGACUCAGAAAGCACUUGCUUUAUUCGUGAAGCAUUUGGAGGCGCUGGAAGGCGACAGUGUGGAGCCGCAGCGAGCGGGUGAUUCGGUGUUGGGUAUAUUGCGGGCGGCGGGGGAGACGAGUCAGGCUAAUCGUGAAUUGGUGCAUCUGGUGGAUGUUCAGAUGUCGGUCCAGAAUACGUUGGACAAGAACCAGCGACGAGCAGGGCGUCGUCACGAUGAUGAUGAGGAGGAGGAAAGUGAUGAGGAAGAUGGAGAAGAAGGUGAAACCCCGGAGGAGAAAGAGCUUCGGAGUGGGUCGGUUUUCUAUGGCCGGCUUGUAACUGGGGAGGACGAUUUAUGA